GUGAAAAGCAAUCUCAUGACACACAUCUUUCUAAUGGCGUAGGAGAACUAGAAUACAAGGCUGGAGCGCACCUGUCUAGGACCCAAAAGGAAAUGUAAAGAGCCAUCAACAGUAACUUCAUCAUAUCACUGAGAAGAACUGUAACAAGCCACUGAAGAGACUGGGAAAGCAUUCCUAAAGAUCAUUAAACACAGGACUGCAGUAUGAAAAUCACAUGCAUCAUGAUCUUGUCUUGGCCCUUCUCCAUGCUACUAUUAGCUGACAAAAGCCAGACUUCUAAAACACCUCCAAUUGUUGAGAUCACACAGGCAUGGGCCAGCAUGACCAGCUAAGAAGUCAAAUAUAAUUUCACUGAAAAGAAUUAUUCUUUGAUUCCAGUGGGUAUCAAUAACAACGUUACAAUCCUUGACCUCAGUUAUAACCAAAUCACUUUGAAUAUUUCGGAUACAAAGGUGCUUCAGAUGUAUUCUUUACUUACUGAGCUCUAUCUGAAUGAAAAUAAGGUCACUGUCUUACAUAAUAAUAGUUUCUGUAAUCUCUCCAACCUAGAAAUCUUAAAUUUCUGUAGAAAUCACAUCAGUAUAAUUCAACAGGGUGCAUUUGUAGGCUUAAGCAAAUUAAAGCAAUUAUUUCUCUGCCAAAACAAAAUAUUCCAACUGAAUCCUGACAUAUUUAUACCUCUAAGCAACUUGAAUGUUCUGAGUCUGCAAGGCAAUUUGAUAAGCUCCUUUGAUGUACCACAACCAUUUUACCUGGAAUCAAUAAUUUUACAUGGAAAUCCAUGGAACUGUACUUGCAGUUUAUUCAAUUUACAGAACUGGCUGAACGCAGCAAAUGUGAUACUAGAAAACGAGAGCAUCACCACAUGUAGUUACCCAGAUGUCCUAAAGAACUACAGCAUUAAAACCGCACCUUUUACUGCUGAUUGUCAUUCAAAACUGAUUUCGCGUCUAAAUGAAGACCUUUACAUCCCUUUUCGGACCAUUAAUACUUCAACUCUCAACAGCUCUUUAAACAACUUAACAAGAAAUUCAGAGCAUGAGCCUCUUGGGAAAAGUUGGGCUUUUCUCGCUGGUGUUAUCAUCACUGUACUGGUGACUUCUCUUCUCAUCUUUCUGGCUAUCAAAGGCCCAGUGUGGUAUAAUUCUCUGCUUAAUUACAACCACCAUCGCCUGGAAGAGCAUGAAACAGAAACCUAUGAAGGUGGUCUUACUAGAAACCCAAGUUCUCUCUCACAGACAGCAGAUACAAUCUCUGAAGAUACCACAGUAAUAUUUGAUCAGUUGCAUUCAUUUGUGGUGGAUGAUGAUGGGUUUAUUGAAGAUAAAUAUAUAGAUACCCAUGAACUAUGUGAAGAAAAGUAAAUUGUCAAUGUGAAAAUUUUAUGACAUAUUAACAUUCCAGUCUUACCUUAGAUGUGAAGAUCUAUAUGUGACUAACAAAAAUUACAGCUAGUAGACCAUCAUAUUAACUAGAACUGUGUGUAAACAUCAUAAAAUGCAGCAACUGACUCUCUGACCAGCUAACAUGGCAUAAUUAAUUUUCAACACCAGCAUUUGUUACCAGCAGUAUUCAGGAAACCACAAAGACUAUUAAGAAAGUCAAAGUAAAUUAGCCAUUAGCUAGGGUGACCUGAUUUCCACAGUGACACAUAUUUGUAAUGUAACAUGUACUAAAGUAUUUAAAUGUUCCAAUCAGACAAGAAACACAAAUUCUGGAUUUAUAGUCAUAAUGAACUUCAACAAUAUAUGCAGAUUGGCUUCAUGCUCACAGAGGAAAAAACAUAAAUUGGGAAAUACUUUUUAAUGCUUCCUGAAUUAGAUACACAAAUUUCUUCAAAGUUUAUUAGCAAAUUGAAGAACAGGCACAAUACUUAGGAAUAAACCCUAAUAUUGGUCACAGCCUAAUUACAAACCAUAAUAAUGCUCACCAUAAUUUACUAUUCUAAUUACAUCUAAGGUAGGCAUUGUAAAUACUCAGGAAUUUUCUUUUAAAUAUUUGUAUUUCUGCAUCGUUGGGAGAUCAUCAUUCAAAUUGCUCUGUGCUGAAACGGAGCAAUCUUUACAUGGUCCAGACAUCUGUUCACAAUACAAUAAAUAGCAAUAUUUCCUAAAUGGUAUCCUGGAACACUCAUGUCUCCAGUGACAUGCAAUAAUAUUCAUUUACAGGAAAAGGGGACCUGCUCAUACACUGAGUUAAAAGAAGCUUAACCAAGGUUUUUUUUUUACUACAGGACUUACCAGCAAGUUUGCUUACUAAGCCAAACUGUUCUCUGACAAUCUAAGAGAAAUUAUUAAGACUUUUUAUAAAGUAGAGUUCCUGACUAGCCUAUGCAAAACCCUGAGUUCAAUCCCCAAAACCACACACACAACUUAUUUAAACUUACUUGGUAAUCAAAUUCUUUCUUGGACGUAAGCACCUAAAGUGAAUUAUUUGCAAAUUCUCUUACAAUAAAUCUGGUGCAAAUAUAAUUUUAACAAUUCAUCAGUGAACAUAGUGAAUUAAAAACUAAAAGAGCUGGGUGUGAUGACGUAAGUCUUUAAUUCUUGCACUCAGGAGGCUGAGGUAGGAGGAUCAUCAUCAUGAGU
Messenger RNA from Jaculus jaculus (lesser Egyptian jerboa), 2588 nucleotides. It is a transcript of the gene Lrrc19, whose product is annotated as leucine rich repeat containing 19. Gene Ontology annotation, molecular function: protein binding; signaling receptor activity. The transcript is spliced from 7 exons. The record is from RefSeq and is a predicted model, not a curated record. Gene Ontology annotation, cellular component: plasma membrane. The coding region runs from base 462 to 1364 and encodes 300 amino acids. Lineage: Eukaryota; Metazoa; Chordata; Mammalia; Rodentia; Dipodidae. Gene Ontology annotation, biological process: positive regulation of non-canonical NF-kappaB signal transduction; interleukin-8 production.